Molecule: messenger RNA, 641 nt
Organism: Zophobas morio
Lineage: Eukaryota; Metazoa; Arthropoda; Insecta; Coleoptera; Tenebrionidae
Exons: 3
Coding region: 55-591 (178 amino acids)
Biological process (GO): cell migration; cell adhesion mediated by integrin; cell-matrix adhesion
Cellular component (GO): cell surface; focal adhesion; integrin complex
Molecular function (GO): integrin binding
Source: RefSeq, a predicted model, not a curated record
UGAAGACACCGGUUUGAGUUUGCUUUUUGAAGUCGUGGAAACAGUGCUGUGAAGAUGAGAAUAAUCGAGACCUUUUUGUUGUUGCUCGUUGUUUCCUAUGCGAAACCUGAAGACGAGUGCAACGCCCACAAUAAUUCUUGCAAUGAUUGCAUCCGCAAAUUGGGAUGUUCCUGGUUUGUGAAACACACCACUGAACUGGACCACAGUAAUUGCUUCACUAACACCAACGUUAGCAGCUACCAAGCAAGCGCCUACAACCCCGGAAGUUCAAUCAAUGUAAUAGAAAAUUUGCCCCUUGACGACAAAAUUUUGGUGGCGCCACAAAAGUUAUCGGCGCACCUUCGACUACAUUCACCAGUGUUGUUUAAAGUCCGGUUUGCUUCCAAAGACGAAUCUCUAGUGACUCCCCACGACCAGAACAUAAUUGUCCAACUGUUACGUACGAAGCCCGAUUUUGUCAUCGUUCAUUUGGAAGCUUUACGCUGUCCACAAGAUGCCAAGAAUUUUCGACAAACGCUGACUCUGCCUACGACGCAAACCCAGCAAAAGGUGACCGUGGAUUUGCAUUUUAAUUGUGAAUGCCCGUUUUAAUUUUUUUUGGAAUGGAAGCUGACCAGAAAUAAAAAUAAAGUUUCAAAGCA